AGGCGUGUCUCGUGUAUUGUUUUCGGAUAUCGAGGCUGCUUUUUUGUGGUCGAGAUUUUCGAAUAGCGGACAUAACAUUAGAAAUCGUUAAUAUUGCCAUUAUAGUAGCCUGAAGUCGAUCGCAAGUACUAAUUUAAACUUCUGCUGGUCAAGUCGCCUGAUUUUAAGUGACGUUUAUCUUGUUUGGGAGGUACAUUUGUUCUAGGUCAAAUAAGGGGAUGCUGCAGUCGGUGUCUUGGAGCUCGACGACACAAUCGCUGAGUUUUAUGUUGCGUUUAAUCGAAAUAAGUACGAUAACGAUAAGAGAAAAUGUUUGCAGAAUAUGUUAGUCUCGACCGAAUCAAAGAUACUGAAUUCAGAUUGUGCAACAUAUUUAAUUACUGCCCCGCACCGCGCAUAGACUCAAGAGGAUUUUAGCUUGUGUUGUGUUUUAGUAGUACUCUGUAAACCGAGUCAUCUGUGAAGCGGUCUAACUGCUCGGUUGUGAUAUUUUUUAUUUUAUUUUUUUCCCAAGUGGGCCGUACAGCGGAAAAGCCAUGAAGCUUUUGGAAAAUUCCCAAUUUGAAGCCUUAAGCUCCCAGCUGUGUGUUGAAACUGGAGACGCUCACAUUCUGGGCAGGAUGGAGAGUUACUCGUGUAAGAUGGCUGGUGAUGACAAGCACAUGUUUAAGCAGUUCUGUCAGGAGGGGGAACCACAUGUACUGGAAGCCCUGUCACCCCCUCAGUCCAGCAGUGCUCCAAGCCCUAACCUACUGGGGAAGAGUGGGGAGGAUGGAGAGAACCCACUAAGCGAUAAAUGUUGCAGGAAGACUUUGUUCUACCUCAUCACCACCCUGAAUGAGUCCUUCCGGCCUGAUUACGACUUCAGUGCUGCCCGUGCCCAUGAAUUUAGCCGAGAGCCCAGCGCUAACUGGGUGGCAGACUCCGUUAACAGUAGCCUUUAUUCAGCUGUGGGGGAUCAGUUCAACUCUUUGGGGCCUGAACUGUGGUCUGCCAUUGAUCAAGAGAUAAACUUGCAGAUCUGUGACAUCUAUAGCUACAACCCAGACCUUGACUCUGACCCCUUCGGUGAGGAGGGAAGCCUGUGGUCCUUCAACUACUUUUUCUACAACAAGAAGCUUAAACGCAUUGUUUUCUUCACUUGCCGCUCAGUCAGUGUCCUCAGUAGUUAUGGUCGUAGUGGGCUUGACAAUGAGUUAGACAUGGAGCUGGAUGAUGACGAGGAAGUGGACUGUUUCAUGGAAGACAGGUUCCCCCGAGCUCUGUGUGUCUAAACCUUCUUCUGGGAUGUCAACUUGAACUUCAAACAAAGGGCCUCACUGUUCACCACCUAACUUUUUUUUUUUUUUGCUCAAUUCAUCCAUUAAUUAGGGGGGAAAAAAACUUUCAAAAGCUUUCUUUGUUGGAGUUUUAGUUUAUUUUUUGUAUGUGUUUUUAAUGUGUGCUUCAUUUUGCUCUGUUCAGUAAGGGCUGAAAGGAGGAUUUUUGGGAAUUAAAUUUAGACCUCUCAUUUGCUUUAUAAGAUGACCACAGACUGGCUGAGAAGAAUUUCAAGAGAGCUGCUUGGUUUGACAUGAACUCAUUUAGGCAUGGGCUAAGACACAAACCAUGUAAAAACUACACUGAAAACCAUUUUCACCAGCCCUCCCAGGAAAUGUCACCAUAGCAGCAUGUUCAAACACCAGCAUUUUGACAAAGGAGACAAGAUGUGUUGACAUCAAGGCUUUUUUUUUUUUAACACACUUUGGACUGUAGACUAUGUGAGCCACCAUUUCUGAACAUUUGUUGUUUUAUUGGUUCUCUGAAUGUUUUCAUGAAUGGUCUUCUUUUUAUUUUAUUUUUUUACUCUGUAAAGUUUGAUGUUUAUGUAUGUUAAUUUUGUCUUUUACUUAGUCCACUGUGUGAAAGCUUUAAUCAUUUUAUUAUUAUUUCACAAGACUUUCAGUGUUUAAGAUUUUUUUAGCUUCAUUUCUAUAUAUUAGCUUAUUUUAUUUUUUAUUUUUUUUAAGAAGCUUUUUAAAUAGAAAUUGCUGAUGUCUCUGUAUAUAUCACAUUCAGCAAUUUCAAUAUACAGAAUUUACUGCACUGAUUCUAUCCUAUCACUAUUUAUUACUGUUUAUUUGUCUUUCUGGCUCUGAUUUACCUGCUAUAAUGGUUGCUAGUAUGAUAUAUAUAUAUAUAUAUAUAUAUAUAUUUAUCACACACAUUCAUCAGUAUUUAGAUUAGUGCUACGUUGCACAUGUCAAUUCUUUUGCAUCUUUUUUGGCAUGAUUUUUAGUAAAUCCGCUCCAUCUUGCUACUCUGGCAUAGCUAAAAUGUAAACAAACAAACCAAACGUUGUCAAAGCUGAAGUUUCUUAAUGUUUUUGUUUCUUACAAUAUGAAUUUAAUUUUACCACUGUUUUGAAAUGGAUAGACAAUGUGAAUGGAAAAUGCUUCUUGUAGCCAUUUUAGCAUUUAAACAGACACUCACUUUAACAAAAUGUAAGGAUGAUUGAGCAUCUGUGACUUCUUUUUGGAAGAAAAUAAAGGUUUUGUGUUAUUUA
Myxocyprinus asiaticus (Chinese sucker) is the source of this 2545-nucleotide messenger RNA. Its product is annotated as repressor of RNA polymerase III transcription MAF1 homolog. The record is from RefSeq and is a predicted model, not a curated record. The coding region runs from base 537 to 1274 and encodes 245 amino acids. NCBI's taxonomy places the organism in Eukaryota, Metazoa, Chordata, Actinopteri, Cypriniformes, Catostomidae. Gene Ontology annotation, molecular function: RNA polymerase III core binding. The transcript has 8 exons. Gene Ontology annotation, biological process: negative regulation of transcription by RNA polymerase III. Gene Ontology annotation, cellular component: nucleus.